GCGUUGUCCGUUUGCGUUUCCCUCGGUCUAAUUCUGACGCUACAGGGAAUCAAGGGUCAGUAGUAUAAAUUCAGAGGAGCAGCUCUCGCUCCGCCCACUGUUGAGUUACUUGCAGCACGAUAAACAUUUUUUACUUUUUCUCGAGGCAACAAAGAGCUGCAGUAUGACCCGUCGUGUGGCAGUGAUCGGAGGAGGCUCUUCAGGCCUGGCCUGUAUCAAGUGCUGUUUGGAUGAGGGGCUGGAGCCUGUCUGCUUCGAAAGCAGCAAUGACAUUGGUGGCCUGUGGAGGUUUAAGGAGAAUCCAGAGCCAGACAGGGCCAGCAUCUACCACUCUGUCAUCAUCAACACCUCAAAGGAGAUGAUGUGUUUCAGUGACUAUCCCAUCCCCGCACACUUCCCAAACUUCAUGCACAACUCCCUCAUCGUGGACUACUUUCGGAUGUAUGCCGACCACUUCCAGCUCCUCAAGCACAUACGCUUUAAUACCAAAGUCUUGCAGGUGAAGCAGAAGUCAGAUUUUUCUCAUUCAGGCGAGUGGGUUGUUGAAACAGAGAACAAGGAUGGCAAAAAGGAGAAGCACAUUUUUGAAGCUGUGAUGAUCUGUAUUGGACAUCACUGCUACCCCAACAUGCCUCUCCAUGACUUUCCAGGCAUUGAAACUUUCAAGGGGAAGUAUUUCCACAGCAGAGACUACAAGACUCCGGAGGAGUGGAGGAAUAAAAAGGUCGUAGUGAUUGGAAUUGGAAACUCUGGAGGAGACAUAGCAGUGGAACUGAGCAGAGUCACCAAGCAGCUUUACCUGAGCACUAGAAGGGGAGCCUGGAUUCUGAACAGAGUUGGAGACAAUGGGGUGCCCCGUGACUUGACUUUUAAUAGGGUCUUGGAAUUUCUGAGGAAAAUCCUUCCCUUUGGUUUUUUCUGUAGUUUGGGAGAGAACCAGCUCAACCAAAGAUUUAAUCACACUCUGUACAGUUUAAAGCCAAAGCACAGGCUGUUCAGCCAACAUCCCACAGUGAAUGAUGAUCUUCCCAACCGCAUCCUGUCUGGAACAGUUCAGGUGAAACCCAACAUCCGCAGAUUCCGUGGUUCCACUGUGGAGUUUGAUGAUGGAAGUGUAGUGGAAGAUGUUGACCUGGUGGUGUUUGCUACAGGUUACCGGUUUUCCUUCCCAUUCCUGGCUUCACAGGUGGUUUCGGUGUCUAACAACAAAACAUCUCUGUACAAAUACGUGUUUCCUCCUGAGCUGGAACGCUCCACGCUAGCUAUCAUUGGUCUAGUGCAGCCUCUGGGAGCCAUCAUGCCCAUCUCUGAGAUGCAGGCCAGAUGGGCCACACGUGUCUUUAAAGGCUGCAUAAAGCUUCCUCCAGUAGCUGGCAUGUUAAAAGAUACCCAGUGCAAGCAGGAGGCCAUGGCUCAAAGGUAUGUCGCUAGUCAGAGACACACCAUCCAGGUGGACUACAUCAACUACAUGGAUGAGAUAGCAGAGCUGCUGGGAGUUCGGCCCAACAUCCUAAGAUUGCUGCUAACUGAUCCCCGGCUGGGACUGAAUGUGCUGUUUGGUCCCUGCACUCCAUACCAGUUUCGUCUCAAGGGGCCAGGAAAGUGGGCUGGAGCCCGUCAGGCCAUCCUCACUCAGUGGGAGAGAAUAGCCCAACCCAUGCAGACCAGGCCAUGUGAUGAGCCCAAACCCAAGAGUUCGUAUACAUGGCCUCUGCUUCUGUUUGCUGCUGCUGUAGGCUUGGCUGCCUACAUUACCUGGAACAACCUUCCAGCUUUGCUACAGGAUCCUGCUGCUUUAGUGGACAAGGUUAAAAUGUACCUGCCUACAAAAUUAUAGAUUCCUAAUUGAUCAGUCUCGGCUUGGAUUACUCUUUUAAUACCUGUAUGUGAAAGCCAGGUUUUUUGUACCAACUUCUGAAAUGCGUGAUUUUACUAACUGAGUGUAUUAAUAUCAGAGACCAGCUGAUCUUAUAGUGCUAAAAGCUGCUGUUCAGUGCAUUCUUUUAUUCAUGUCUUGAUUUAAAUGUGUGCUUCAGGUUUCUUGCCAUGUAGUCUCAGGAUUGUGAAAUAACACAAUUUUUGCAGGUUAAUUGUUUUACCGACUGAGGAAUAAACCCUUUAUUAACAUCAGCGAUGUUUAUCUGCAUUCACGUGCUUUUUGUUUUCUUUCUUUAUCUUGAUGUAAGUGUUCAAAUGUCCUAAAAGUAUUACUGAUAUACUGUACAACUGGUUCCAUAGUGCUUCUUACUUAUAAAAAUAAAUCAGUGUGGUCACACACAAUUUUCAUCACAUUUUUUAUUUGGUUUUAUCCACUACAUCCACUGUGACACAAAAGUAUGUAAAAACAUAACUACAAAUAAAC
Molecule: messenger RNA, 2362 nt
Organism: Archocentrus centrarchus (flier cichlid)
Lineage: Eukaryota; Metazoa; Chordata; Actinopteri; Cichliformes; Cichlidae
Product: dimethylaniline monooxygenase [N-oxide-forming] 5-like
Exons: 10
Coding region: 164-1837 (557 amino acids)
Molecular function (GO): NADP binding; N,N-dimethylaniline monooxygenase activity; flavin adenine dinucleotide binding
Source: RefSeq, a predicted model, not a curated record